This is a messenger RNA of Aspergillus uvarum CBS 121591, 281 nucleotides long. RefSeq lists its product as uncharacterized. NCBI's taxonomy places the organism in Eukaryota, Fungi, Ascomycota, Eurotiomycetes, Eurotiales, Aspergillaceae. The coding region runs from base 75 to 281 and encodes 68 amino acids. The record is from RefSeq and is a predicted model, not a curated record. The transcript has 2 exons.
UUUUGUCAUCACUGAAUCAAAGUUUUCUGAGCUUUCAAAGGUUCUUUUUCUUUCGGAUCCGACGCACUGACACGAUGAUGUUCGAGGGAGUUUUGAGCUGGUUCCGCCCUGCGGAAGCCGAGGUUGUGCAGGAGACCAGCUGGGAUCCCGUUACCUUGACCAUGAUCCAACCCAAGAGCCCGGUCGCUCCCACAACAGACGAGAUUGUCACCGAUCAACCGAUUCUCGGAGAGGGAAUGGACUUGCGACUCCGCGGUGGUGACAGUGCUGAGGACGGGUAA